UCAGAAGGACACACGAAUGUGCACACACACACACUGUUCUAUUUGCCAUCGGGUCACUUCGGUUGUGUUUUAUCUGACCGGAAGCGAAAGGCAUGGCCGUGUCUUCCCUGAUCUGCUCUGAAACUAUAAGCAGGGUGAGCUCUGUCCUCAACCGAGAGGUGAAGCAAUUUGGAAAGAAGUACAUGUUUGACGGAAAUGAGGAAACUAGUUGGAGCUCAGACCAGGGUGCCAUCCAGUGGCUGACAAUGGAAUUUCCUCAGACUGUCCAGGCGUCUCAAAUUCAAAUUCAAUUCCAGGGGGGAUUUGCAAGCCGAAAAUGCAUCCUCCAAGGAGGACGGAAAGGAGAAAACCUCUCCACUGUUGCCGAAGUCUACCCUGAAGAUAACAAUUCUCUCCAGA
This is a messenger RNA of Thamnophis sirtalis, 399 nucleotides long. NCBI's taxonomy places the organism in Eukaryota, Metazoa, Chordata, Lepidosauria, Squamata, Natricidae. The record is from RefSeq and is a predicted model, not a curated record.